This is a messenger RNA of Chenopodium quinoa (quinoa), 3715 nucleotides long. Its product is annotated as glycine--tRNA ligase, chloroplastic/mitochondrial 2-like. Gene Ontology annotation, molecular function: arginine-tRNA ligase activity; ATP binding; glycine-tRNA ligase activity. NCBI's taxonomy places the organism in Eukaryota, Viridiplantae, Streptophyta, Magnoliopsida, Caryophyllales, Amaranthaceae. The coding region runs from base 241 to 3450 and encodes 1069 amino acids. The transcript has 36 exons. The record is from RefSeq and is a predicted model, not a curated record. Gene Ontology annotation, biological process: glycyl-tRNA aminoacylation; arginyl-tRNA aminoacylation. Gene Ontology annotation, cellular component: mitochondrion; cytoplasm; chloroplast stroma.
UGCAACCCGAGCCAUUCCAAAACGUGGUGCACCCUUUUUACACCUCUCCCUCGUUAUCUCUCUUUCUCUCCUUCCCUAAAACCCAAAACCCAAACAUUUAUCCACAAUUUAAAACCUUCAAAGAACUCAAACUCUAUUUCAAUGGCGGAAAAUCAUACCCAUUAACAGAAAAAUCAAAUCUUUUUCUCAACUAAACUCUUUCAUUUACUGUAAAUUCCUCAAUCAAGUUACAAGUAACAAAUGGGGAUUCUCACACUCCCAUUAGUAAUCUCAGUCCUUAAACCCCAUAACUAUAAACCCCAGAAUUUCUCUUUCAUUUUUCACCCAACUCGUCAUUUUUGCUUUAAACCCCAUAAUCGUCGCUUUUUUGCGUCUUCUAGUGUUGGCGCUUCCACUUUGCGGCACAAUUUUUCCGACAAUGGUGACCCCAGUUCAGGUCCUUGUACUGCCUCUGUGCCCACUUUCCAACAAGCUAUUCAGCGUCUUCAGGAGUAUUGGGCCUCUGUUGGGUGUACAGUUAUGCAAUGCAGCAACACUGAGGUCGGAGCUGGGACGAUGAAUCCCCUGACAUAUCUGAGGGUCCUUGGUCCAGAGCCAUGGAAUGUUGCUUAUGUAGAGCCUAGCAUCCGGCCUGAUGAUAGUCGCUAUGGGGAAAAUCCAAACCGUCUUCAACGCCACACCCAAUUUCAGGUUAUAUUGAAACCGGAUCCUGGAAAUUCUCAAGAUCUCUUCAUUCGGAGCCUAUCUGCUUUAGGUGUUAAUGUCAAUGAACAUGAUAUACGUUUUGUGGAGGACAACUGGGAAAGUCCGGUCCUUGGUGCAUGGGGAUUGGGUUGGGAAGUUUGGAUGGAUGGGAUGGAGAUCACUCAAUUCACAUACUUCCAGCAGGCUGGAGGUCUUCCAUUGUUGCCAGUGUCUGUUGAAAUCACUUAUGGUCUAGAGCGAAUUCUCAUGCUGCUACAGGAAGUUGAUCAUUUCAAGAAAAUACAGUAUGCAGACGGGAUCACAUAUGGAGAAUUGUUUUCUGAGAAUGAGAAGGAGAUGAGUGCUUAUUAUCUUGAGCAUGCCACUGUCGAUCAUAUUCAGAAACAUUUUGAUUUUUUUGAGAAGGAAGCUCGCCAUCUACUUGAAUUGGGCCUUCCUAUCCCUGCGUAUGAUCAGCUUCUGAAGACAUCUCAUGCUUUCAAUAUCUUAGAUUCUAGGGGCUUUGUAGGUGUAACUGAACGAGCUCGUUACUUUGGUCGAAUGCGUAGUUUAGCUCGUGAAUGUGCUCAGCUGUGGCUGAAGACACGAGAGUCUCUUGGUCAUCCUCUAGGCAUUUCUGCUGAGCUUGGCCCUAUAACUUGUCCGAGUGAGGUCAUCCAGUCUGCAGUAGAAAAGGUGUCUGUAGAGCCAAGGAUGUUUGCCCUUGAAAUUGGAACAGAAGAGUUGCCGUCACAUGAUGUAUCAUAUGCAACUCAGCAGUUGAAAGAUCUUAUUGUGCAAUUGCUGGAAAAGCAAAGAUUGGGCCAUCAUGAAGUGCAGGCAUUUGGUUCACCUCGAAGAUUGGUGGUUUGCAUUGAUGGGUUGUGUGCCACGCAAGCUGAAAAUGAAAUUGAGGUUCGAGGACCCCCAGCUUCUAAGGCAUUUGACAGCCAAGGGAAUCCAACAAAGGCUGUUGAGGGUUUCUGUCGUAGAUAUAAUACUUCUCUGGACUCCAUAUACAAAAAAGUAGAUGGUAAGACUCAGUAUAUAUACGCUCGUGUCACGGAGCCCUCCAGAUUUGCUUUGGAGGUUUUAGCUGAAGGUCUCCCCGGAACCAUUGCCAAAUUAUCGUUCCCCAAAUCAAUGCGUUGGAAUUCUCAGGUUUUGUUCAGUAGGCCUAUUCGUUGGAUUAUGGCUCUUCAUGGUGAUGUUAUCAUUCCAUUUACUUUUGCAGGAGUUUCCAGUGGAAAUAUAUCUUAUGGUCUUCGUAAUACACCUUUUGCAACUGUUAAGGUGGAAAGUGCAGAAUCCUACACUGCUGUUAUGAAGAAUGCUGGCAUAGCUGUUGAUAUUGAGGAGCGUAAAAAUGUGAUAUUGGAGCAUUCAACUGCUUUGGCUGAUACUGUAAAUGGACAAGUAAUUAUGCCUAUUGGUUUAUUGGACGAGGUUGUAAAUUUGAUUGAAGCACCCACUCCAUUACUGGGAAAGUUUGAUGAUUCUUUCCUAAUGCUUCCAAAAGAUCUACUAACAAUGGUUAUGCAGAAGCAUCAGAAAUACUUUGGAAUUGCUGACAAGAGUGGUAGGUUGUUGCCAUAUUUUAUUGCGGUGGCAAAUGGGGAUAUUAAUGUUGAUGUUGUGAGGAAAGGGAAUGAGGCAGUGAUCAGAGCACGUUAUGAAGAUGCAAAAUUCUUCUAUGAGACAGAUUCCAGAAAGAAGUUAUCGGAGUUUAGAGGUCAACUUAAUGGCAUUCUUUUCCAAGAAAAGCUUGGAACCAUGCUGGAUAAAAUGAUGCGUGUUGAGAUUAUUGUUACCAAAUUAGCCUCAUCCAUGGGUUUUCAAUCGGAGCAACUACAGACUAUACAAGAAGCUGCAUCCCUUGCUAUGUCAGAUCUUUCUACUGCUGUUGUGACUGAGUUUACUUCUUUGGCAGGAAUAAUGGCUCGCCAUUAUGCUUACAGAGAUGGAUACUCUGAGCAGAUUGCUGAGGCUUUAUAUGAGAUUACACUCCCUAAGCAUUCAGGAGAUAUAUUGCCGAAAACGGAUGCUGGAAAUGUUCUAGCAAUAGCCGACAGACUGGACAGCCUUGUUGGUUUAUUUGGGGCGGGUUGUCAGCCUAGUUCCACAAAUGAUCCAUUUGGUCUACGGAGAAUUUCAUAUGGCCUGGUGCAACUAUUGGUGGAAAAUAAUAAAGAUUUAAACUUUCGACAUUCUCUGGAGCUUGCUGCUGAGGUCCAACCUGUUAAAGUUGAUAGCAGCACAAUAGAUGAUGUACAACAAUUUGUAACGCGGAGACUGGAGCAAUAUCUGGUUGACAGGGGAAUAAAUUCAGAAGUUGUCCGGUCAGUUCUUUCAGAGCGUGCAAACUGGCCAUGUCUGGCAGCAAAAUCAGCAGUAAAGAUGGAAGCCUUGUUCAAAGAAGAUCUCCUUCCAAAGGUUGUUGAAGCAUAUUCCCGGCCAACAAGAAUUGUCCGAGGAAAGGACUUAAAUGACAUCACAGAGGUGAAUGAAGCUGUUUUUGAGACGAAGGAAGAGAGAGCUUUGUGGACUGCUUUCUUGUCAGUGAACAAACAAGUUUAUCAUGGUAUUGAAAUCGACGAAUUUGUAAAUGCAUCCUUGGAAUUAGUACAGCCACUUGCUGAUUUCUUCGAUAAUGUAUUCGUAAUGGUGGAAGAAGAACAGGUCAGGAAUAAUAGGCUCGCUCUUCUUAAAAAGAUUGCAGACCUUUCAAGGGGAAUUGCAGACCUCUCAUCUUUGCCAGGAUUUUGAGUAAUUCAAACGUUUUUGAAUUUUUUUUAGCACAGAACUAUAGAACAAGGUAAUAGGCCUUGAUAAUGUACAUUAUCUUUCUUUUUCUAGAUUUUACUAUUCAUGAAACAACUCUUAUUUUAGAGUUAAGUCAUCUUAAGUUAGUGUAUCCUAAAUUAUUGUAAUAGCGUAACAUCUAAUUACUUAACUGGUUGAUUGAUACGGGGUGGAGUAGAAGGAUGUACGUGAUGCUCCACUUGAUGAAAUAAGAUCCAUUUGCUUCCCA